GAGUCAUCAUCAUAUGUAUAUGACAUAAAUGAAUGGCAAACGAAUCCGGAAAUGACAGGAUGGUGGUGGUACUUUUGUUCGUGGCGCCAUGACGUUCCUAAAAUAACUUUAACGUUAGCGAUUCAUUCCCCGAAAGCUGACACAGAACUGCAUGUUUUAAGCUAGCUCCUUAGUCCAGCUCAUCUUCACUGGUGUUGUAAACCAAAGGCAUUAUAAACAUGUUCGGUGUUACACUGUAGGUGUGAGGAAGAAGUGUGCAAAAAUAAUUUCUUUUUAAUUAAGAACGACAUUAGUUUCUGGAUAUCUUCGGGUUUGGGGGCUUUGUAGAGCGGAGGACGUCUUUAUUUGGAUUUAGUCGAUACGAGAGCGCAUCAAAGUCAUUCAAUAUAAGGUUUUGAAAAGAGAUUUAAAAAAAUCAGCGAGGACGUUGCAUUUCCUUUGAAAGGCGCACGCAGGUGCUAUUUGACUGUAAGUGGGUCAAAUCAGAAUAAGAAUAAGCCAGCUCUAUCUUACUGUACUUAACCCCUAUUCACAGCAGACUGGUAAAGAAUAGACAUCUAAAAGUAGGACACUGAUAACUAUGAACAUGAAUAUCUACUCUACUUUUACUCUUGUAGGAUAAUAAAUGAUUCCAUUGUUUCUGGGGGGUAAUUUACGAUGCUGUAAUUUACGUUCUUCUAGGAAACUAGAAAAUAGGUCAGCAAUUAAUUGAAACAUCUGCAAACAUACUCGGAAUUACUAUAUAUAAGGCAAAAAAGAGUUUGUACAAUUCCAACAAACUUGAGAGUCAAGUUUUGGUAUGACCACCUUUAUUCUUCAACACAUCCUGAACUCUUUUCGACAAACUUUUUUAUAAUUUCUUAAAGUAGCCUUCAGGAAUAACCCAGUAGUCUUCCUGAAGGACAUUCAAAGCUCUUAUUUGUUGUUAUUGCCAUGUCUCGACAGCCUCCCUUCCACUGAAACCAUUUCUGAUGAAACUUCAGUGAAGACAUUGGGUCAUGAAUGGAUCAUGAAGGGCUAAAUGCAUCUCUCGGUGCUUUGUCAGCCCAGCAAACACCUGCUCCUAAAGCUCACACGAUAAUCAUGGACUCCAACAAAGUGGUGGAAAACAUCUACCUUCUGGUCAUCGUCACUCUUGUCAGCGUGCUUCAGAAUGUUUUUUUCGCACAGAAGGUGGAGAGGGAAUGCAAGAACCAUAAUACCCGCACAUCAGCUUUUGAGCGAGUGUCUUGUGCCAAUCGCAACUGCAUGGAUGCUUACCCCACUUUCUUGGCAGUAAUGUGGUGUGCUGGUCUGUGCCUCAGUCAAGCUCCCGCUGCUUUCGCUGGGAUCAUCUAUCUUGUUGUCAGGCAGAAGUACUUUGUUGGAUACUUGGGACAAACCUCUCAAAGCACCCCAGGAUACCUGUUUGGAAAACGGGUCAUCACCUUCCUUUCCCUGAUGUGUGUCGUUGGCAUCGCCAACUACCUGCUGGUGCGCUUCUACGGCAGCGACUAUAAAGAAUAUGUGGAAACCAUCACUCAAGCUGCAACUGCUCUUCUGCUUAUCCCCUAAAUGAGUUUGUGUCUUUCCAUGUUAAUCCUUUAGCUCCUGGAUCUCUGUUGCAUUAAAACACUGUUUAAAAGAUUCAUUGCAUUUGUUGGAAAAAUAAUAAAACCAUUUUCACAACCAAA
Oreochromis aureus is the source of this 1673-nucleotide messenger RNA. It is a transcript of the gene alox5ap, whose product is annotated as arachidonate 5-lipoxygenase-activating protein. The transcript has 6 exons. The record is from RefSeq and is a predicted model, not a curated record. NCBI's taxonomy places the organism in Eukaryota, Metazoa, Chordata, Actinopteri, Cichliformes, Cichlidae. Gene Ontology annotation, molecular function: glutathione peroxidase activity; glutathione transferase activity; enzyme activator activity. Gene Ontology annotation, biological process: leukotriene biosynthetic process. The coding region runs from base 1003 to 1554 and encodes 183 amino acids. Gene Ontology annotation, cellular component: endoplasmic reticulum; nuclear envelope; membrane.